Paramuricea clavata is the source of this 4500-nucleotide messenger RNA. The record is from the annotation of a GenBank genome assembly. NCBI's taxonomy places the organism in Eukaryota, Metazoa, Cnidaria, Anthozoa, Malacalcyonacea, Plexauridae.
AUGGUGGCUUCUGGCGAAGAAAACGUUUCAAGUGAAGAGUCUGAUGACAAUAUACAAGAGAAAGUGUGUAUGAUGUGCGUUAAUCCACCAGCAAAUCCCAAGAUUGUACCAUUUUCGGCCAGGACAUGGAAUACAUUCUUAAAAUAUGUCCCAAAAUGGAAAUCUUUAGAUGGAGAUCAAGCCGAAGUUGCGAAUAAGUUUAUUGAUAAACAUGCAGAAUUCAACAUCGAUAACGUCGUUGAUGCAAAUGCAAUUCCAAUUCCACUACAUGGUGGAUAUCAUCAGAUGUGUUACACACGGUUUACCGACUCGUAACGUGUUAGAAGAGUGAUAAAAAGCAUGCAAAAAUUAGCUAACAAAGGUAGGUUUAUUAAAAUUAUGUCUACUAUUAGACAUGACAAUGAGACAUGGUUUAAUGCAAUAGAGUGAAACCUUUUAUGAAUUUAAUCUUAUUUGUGAUUAAAGUUAGCACGCGUGACUUUAUUGAAAGGAUAGAAAUACACAUUGCUGUGACAAAGGGGAUAAGUUAAGACCAUUUCGCAAUUGCUUUUGCUUUUGUCAAUGUUUAGCCCCAGGGGAGGGGGGCCGGGCGUACCCAGGGGAUUUGACUGGGUUUGCUUUCCGGUGGAUGGGGAAUAAUAAGAAAUUUGACGUUUUCUUAUGACCGCAGGGUGGAGGAAUUUGACGUUGUCGCUGAAUUGCAAUUCAUAAUCUUUAUCAUAUAAAUUUAUUGUAGAGGUUUUACAAAGCACUGAACAUUGCAAAUUUACUUCCUGGGGAGGGGUCAUUUGACACAACAGAUUGUCCCCUGGGCAGGGAAAUUGAGAUGAGAAUAAGGCAAAAAGUCAAAUUCCCUGGGGCUGCUCGGCCCCCUUCCCCUGGGGCUAAACAUUGGCAAGUGCAUUAGGCCACUCCAAUUUAGACUUAAUACCAGUUUUUCAGAUUAUUCAUAUUUAUGGUGACUAUGAUUUGAAUUUUGAAACCUUUUGCUGCUAAUGAUAGAUUGAGCGAAUACAUUUUAAUUUAAUUACCAUGUAUUUUGAGAGUCAUUAUCAGUAAUUAGUUCAUAUUUGUGCGGAUAUCUAUUGUUCUCAAUAGGGUUUUAUUUGGGUAAGAAUCUAAAAGCAAGGGGAGGGAUUUGAUAUCUCCACAGGGAAAAGCGGGGUUGAUGAAUAGAAUUGAAUGCCUAAUUAAAAAUGCAAGGUAUCUAACUGCAUAGUGACCCCUUUUGGAGGUCACUAUGGAGUUAGAUACCUUGAAUUUUUAACCAAACUCAAACCCCACAUCUCCUUUUCGACUAGAAAACGCUGCACGUCUCUGAGUCGAGAAAGAGACAACAGCCGUGUACCUCAAAGCCCGUCAAACUCUACCUUUGGGUAGAAUAUUUAUCAUUCGGUGCACGAGGACUAGCUGAACCGACCAUCAAACUUGCUUGUGCAAGGAAUUUAUACAGUAAUAUCUGCUCUUUCGCUUGUGGGACGCGAAAUGAUAUACUACGCAUGCUCAACCACAUUAAAGCGUGUUUAAUGCGCAUGUUCAACCUUAUUUCGUCCCACAACCUCCCAAGGACAAUAAAAAAUGGUCGGUCUUUCAUUGAAAUUCAAGCCUCGGCGCUGCACGCCUCGGUCUUGAAUUUCAAUGAAAGACCUCCCAUUUGGUUUUUAUCCUGCAAAUAAAACCCUGUUGAGAACAACUUGAGAAUCUCUGCUUCGACAAACCCGUACAAAUCUUCGUUAACUCUUCUCGGUUGUAUGAGCUAUUUCAAACAUAUUUCAUCGUAAUUGUGGUUGGUGAACGAAUAUUUAAUCACUUCUCAUUGAUAGUAUACAGUAGUGCGACACGAGAAUUGAUGCAUAUCAAAAUAGCCCUGUUUGUUUUUAUUACAACCAUGGUAAUUCAAACUCAUUUAAAGAACAAUACAUAUCAUAAAGUAAAUUUCAUUGAGGGUCAAUCCUUACAAAUAUGAACUAAGUUAGUUAGAUACCUCAAACGUCGGCUCUUAGUCAGAUAAAUCCCUCGGGGCGUACGGCCCCUCGGGUUUGUAUCUGACUAACAGCCUCCGUUUUCGGUAUCUAACUCUUACUUAUUGCAUGAAUGGAAUACCAGCUUUUGUGAUCACCAGUUUAAUAAUACUUCAAAUGUCUGAUCAGUUUUAUCAUGGUAAAUAAAUUUUAUUAUUGUUAUUGACAUAUUACGAUUAUUUAAAUUCAUGGUGAUUGUGAUUUGAAAUCCUUCGCUGCCAUGUGUUCCCCUGGCCAAUUUUUAAAAAUAAUAGAUUGAGCCAAUAAAUUUUAAUUUACCAUGUAUUUUGAGAGUCAUUAUCAGUAAUUAUUGCAUGAAUGGAAUACCAGCUUUUGUGAUCACCAGUUUAUUAAUAAUACCAGCCAAUCCUUCAAUCGUUGUUAUUGAUGUAUUGUUACUAUUAAAAUUCAUGGUAAUUAUGAUUCGAAAUAGUAAAGAUUGAACCAAUCUAGUCUUAUUUUGGGAAAGUACUUUAAUCAUAUUUAUUUACCAUACAUGAAUUCAAAUAUUAAUUAUGGAUUGAUCUUUACAGGCAGUUUAUUUUACUAGCAGACUGAUGUUCAAUUCACCAAAAAUUAAAAUUAUGUAUCCUUUAAUUCUUUAUGCAACAUGUAGCUUGACCAUUUAACGAUUAAAUCUUUUAUAUUAUGCCACAUCCGGAGUUUUUCUCUGUUGAAUCGCAGCAUCAUACACUGAUCCUCUAAACUGUGUACAGGUGCAAGAUGACAAUUUUAAACCAGAGAAGAUACGGGCGCUACGUUCCAGCAUUGACCGACCUACAUUGCAGUCUAGAUCACAGCAUGUGUUACCGAACAUAUGCGUUCUUUGUCAGAAAGAAAAGACGAUCACAUGCCAAAUCACUUGUAAAAGGAAAAAUGAACAUCAUGUGAAAUGUUCUACUAUAGAUGUCGUUAAUUUGAAGCAAGCAGCAGAGGACAACAAAAAUGAAGCCCUGCUCAUGCAGAUCAAGGAUAAGGAUUGUGUGGCUAUUGAGGUAAGGUAUCACAAUUCUUGCUACAAAGAUUACACCCGCUACCUUACCAAACUACAAUCUGAUGACACAAGCAAGAAUGAUAUACAUCUUAUUCAGUGGCAUUUGAAGUAUUUUGUCAGAAGGUGAAAUCCAGCAUCAUUGAAAACAAAGAUAUAAUGAGACUGAAAACACUCAAUGACAUGUUCAUCAAACAGGUUAAAUUAACACAUGGAAAAGAAGCAGAUUCCUACAAAACUGGCAAUCUGAAGACGCGUUUAAUGAAGAAAUUUCCUCAGUUGUGUUUCAUUACCCCACGCAUGAGAUCGCAAAGCGAAAUAGUAUAUGUUAAUGACAUUUCGACAGCUGCACUUAUAGAGGAGAAGGAAUUGCUUCAAGAUGCAAUGCACAUCACUGCAGACAGAGAGGAAGAUUCGACGAAUGAAAUCGUCAAAGCCCCAACACCGUCCAAACAGAGUAACAUCUUCGAUGCCCAAACAAACAAACUUAAAGACAGCUACAUGACAGCAUUUGAGUUAAGAAAUAUCAUAAAUGAAGUAAAACCAACCAUGUCCUGGCCUCCAACUUCAGAACACCUGAAUAAAAAACAGCAGAAACAUUAGUUCCAUGCAGCCUCUACAGCUUCAACGCAUGUACAGUUGGAGCAUGAGAAGAGCCAGAUUUUGGGAAAUUUGUUGAAGUAACUCCAUCAACUCAUAAGAAGCUUCUGUGUAUUUCACAAGACAUCAUUUCCCUUGCCUCAAAAGGACGGAAAUUGAUGCCAAAACACAUGUCACUAGCCAUGGCUAUUCGUCACCUCUCAGGAUCUGCACAGUUGAUCGGCUUGUUGAACGUUUUUUUUCCAUUGUGUUUCACACUCUGUUACAUUGAACCAUGACACUGCACUAGCCAACCAGGAAGUCAGACGUGGAGUUGAUGCGCUUCCUUUGUCUAUACAGCCCAGGAUACCAACUAUCAUUGUUUGGGACAAUAACGACUUUGGUGAGGAAACCUUGUCGGGUCAUGGAACGACUCACAACACAAAUGGAAUAGUUAUUCAGCAUGGCAACACCACUGCAUCGAGAACUGAUCCUCCAAAUGCAUCGACAACUGAUCCGCUAAAUGCAUCGACAAAUGAUCUUCCAAGUGCAUCGACAACUGAUCCUCCAAAUGCAUCGACAACUGAUCUUCCAAAUGCACCGACAACUGAUCCUCCAAAUGCAUCGACAACUGAUCCUCCAAAUACAUCGAGAACUGAUCCUCCAAAUGCAUCGACAACUGAUCCUGCAAAUGCAUACACAACUGACCCUGCAAAUGCAUCCACAACUGACCCUCCAAAUGCAUCCACAACUGAUGUCCUAGAGAAGAGAACACGGAAGAGGUCAAUGGAACCACCACUAGCAAAUCUUGCCACAUAUUAUGGGGGGAAACACGAAGGUCCUGCACCAUUUGCCGCAGGGAUUUCAUUGGAGGAGUCAACAUAUGCACCGCUACUAAAGAAUCCUUAG